Molecule: messenger RNA, 507 nt
Organism: Malassezia sympodialis ATCC 42132
Lineage: Eukaryota; Fungi; Basidiomycota; Malasseziomycetes; Malasseziales; Malasseziaceae
Gene: MSY1
Exons: 4
Coding region: 1-507 (168 amino acids)
Biological process (GO): tyrosyl-tRNA aminoacylation
Cellular component (GO): cytosol; mitochondrion
Molecular function (GO): ATP binding; RNA binding; tyrosine-tRNA ligase activity
Source: RefSeq, a predicted model, not a curated record
AUGAUGGCUCGCGAGAGUGUCUUGCACAAAGAGAAAGGUUGUUCGGUGCAAGUGGGUGGCUCUGACCAGAUGGGUAAUAUCAUGGCUGGAAUUGACCUGAUCCGACGACAAAAGGCAGCGCAGCUUUCCAACAGAGCUGAAGUGUGUAUGCGAGAAGACCCUGCCUACGGCUUGACACUUCCACUACUUACCACCUCAACGGGUGCCAAGUUUGGCAAAUCUGCUGGAAAUGCAGUUUGGAUAUCUUCAACUAUGCUAUCAGAUUUUGAUUUUUAUCAAUACUUUUUGCGCAGCACAGACGAGGAUGUGGAACGAUAUCUUCUGGCCCUUACACUCCUCCCUAAAGAAGAAGUUCAGCAGAUUCUUUCAACGCAUGCUGAAAACAAAGCCAAGCGAAUUGCACAAAUCCGCUUAGCCGAAGAGAUGACGGAGCUAGAUCAGUUCAUGGACUUCAUGGCGAACCAUUCCAUGUUACCGAACGAUUUCGGCGGCAAUCCUUCGCAUUAG